Messenger RNA from Scheffersomyces stipitis CBS 6054, 2271 nucleotides. It is a transcript of the gene AKL1, whose product is annotated as serine/threonine protein kinase. The record is from RefSeq and is a predicted model, not a curated record. Gene Ontology annotation, biological process: peptidyl-threonine phosphorylation; actin cortical patch assembly; protein autophosphorylation. Lineage: Eukaryota; Fungi; Ascomycota; Pichiomycetes; Serinales; Debaryomycetaceae. Gene Ontology annotation, cellular component: cytoplasm. Gene Ontology annotation, molecular function: ATP binding; protein serine/threonine kinase activity. Bases 1 to 2271 code for a protein of 756 amino acids. The transcript has 4 exons.
AUGGGCAACUUUCCCAAGCUUCCCGACGGAACCGAGCUUCCGGUGGGUUCCCACAAAGUAACCAUAGUUAAGUACUUGCUGGAAGGAGGAUUUGCCCAUAUCUACAAGGUGGAGAUAGAUCCUCCAGAAGAAGAUUCCAAUAUUGCCUGUUUGAAGCGAGUGAUUGUACCCGACAAGAAUGGGCUCAAUUUGCUUAGAAAAGAGGUUGAUGUCAUGAAGACGUUACGUCAUGGUAGAAAUAUCGUCAAGUACUACGAUUCGCAUGCCGAAAGAUUAGACAAUGGAACUUACCAAGUUCUAGUUUUGAUGGAAUUGUGUCCCAACAAGUCAUUGCUUGACUAUAUGAAUGCUCAUAUCAAGACGAAAUUGCUGGAAAGUCAGAUUCUCACCAUCAUGAACGAUAUAGCUCUAGGUCUAUAUGAGAUGCACAGACUCAAGCUCAUCCACAGGGACAUCAAAAUCGAAAAUGUGCUUAUAGAUCUGAAACAUGCCUUCAAGCUUUGUGAUUUCGGUCUGACCUCAUCUCCAAUAAUGCCUCCGAAAGAUCAGAUCCAGUUUCAAGCGUUGAGCCAUGACAUCUUGUACCAGACAACACCGCAGUAUCGUGCUCCAGAAAUGUUAGACUUAUAUAGAGGCUUCCCCAUCGACGAGAAGGCCGACAUCUGGGCCCUCGGCUGCUUCUUGUAUAAGUUGUGCUACUAUACGACUCCGUUUGAAGCCAAUGGAGACAUUGCUAUUUUGCAUGCUUCGUUCCAGUUCCCCCUGCUUCCGGCAUAUUCCGGAGACUUGAAGAACUUGAUAAUCAUCAUGCUCCAGGAAAAUCCAUUAUUCCGACCCAACGUAGUCCAGGUGCUCAUGCUUGUUUCGAAAAUGAAAGACACUGACUUUUCUCUGUUGAACAUAGAAGACAUCUACAAUGCUGGAGGCUACAACUUCCAUGCUCUUCAUGACUAUCAGCGCCAUAAGCAGAACGAACUUCUUCAAAGACAGCAGUUGUACUACCAACAGCAGCUGUUAGCUGCUAGCGUCUCUCACAACGCUUCGAUGGCAAGCUUGCCUACUGUCUCUGAUCUGCUUAAGGUGCCUCAAGUGUCCAAAGUCAUAUCUAAUCUGUCUUCUCAUAGUGCUGGACCUGCUUCUGAGUCUGUAACCCCACAAAGAUCACAUCUGAGAUCUGAAACUUCCAAUAUGAAGUCUGAUGGUUCUUUGAGAGCUGAGGGCCCACUCAUUAAGGUUGAUAAUUCAUCUGUUGACUUGAGUAACAUCGAUAACUUGGACAAUGCAGAAGAACGUUAUCCAACACUAGACUCACUUCUUAACGAAACUGAUACGGCUCCAACAGUAGAAGCAGUAAAGGAAUUUGAACCUAAUCCUGUUCCUUCGGCACAUCUUCAUGUACAUCCACCACAGCAGCCAAAAUUGAAGGCUGAAAGUGAGGAAGAUGUUUCAAUUCCUGAGCCUCCAUUGGGCAAAAGAGCCAGCAUUGAGAAACCGAACACCUUUGAAAAUGACACAGAUAUUUAUGUCUCUUCAGCCAAACCCAUGGUGUCGUCGAUUUCUCAAUCGACAAAUCCUUUCCCUACUGUGGAGAAUCCGGUAGUGGAGAUCAGUAAAUCAGAUAUGGAUAUAGUUUCUUCCGGGGAGUCUAAAAAGGAUUCCAAUCCAUGGGGAGAAUUCCGGUCCAAUGUACCAAGAAAGGAACCUUCAGAAAACUCUCAUAUGGAUUAUUCUGUUCCAGUAGCUAUGAACAACGAGAUGUCAUUGCCAUUACCAACAGAAGAUAUCAGCACCAGCUUGUUAAAUCCAGCAGAAGAGUUCGCAGAAGCAAACUUAAUAGACCUAGAUGUGGGCUUGGAUUCGUCAAGUUCGUCUGUGGCUACGCCAAUACUAUUGCCCAAAACUAGAAUCAAUAACAAUAAUAAAGAUAUCUACAAGUUAGAAACGGAAAUGUCACUCUUGGACCUUGAAAUUGAGGAGGAUACAGUGAACCUCCCCAUUGCGCCUGGUGGCUCUAGCCAUCAACCACCAUUCAAAAAGAGGGUGUCAUCGGGAGUUCCCAGCGGAUCCAAAUUCAAUUUCCAGGAAGAAGUGAUUGACUUUGCUUCUGACGACGAAAAUCCAGAAAACGGAUCCAAGAUGAAUAGAAUUUCAAUUCGUAAAUCACUUAAGAAGCCCAAGUCGCGAAAGUCUGGAGAACACAAAAGAACAGAUAGUUCUGCUAGCGAAGGAAAGAAGCGGUUGUCAUUUUUCGGAGGAUCUUUGAGUGGGUAG